Molecule: messenger RNA, 2587 nt
Organism: Xenopus laevis (African clawed frog)
Lineage: Eukaryota; Metazoa; Chordata; Amphibia; Anura; Pipidae
Gene: astl2d.3.L
Product: astacin-like metallo-endopeptidase 2 gene d3 L homeolog
Exons: 13
Coding region: 338-1831 (497 amino acids)
Biological process (GO): proteolysis
Cellular component (GO): cortical granule
Molecular function (GO): metalloendopeptidase activity; metallopeptidase activity; zinc ion binding
Source: RefSeq, a predicted model, not a curated record
UGCUUGGCCAGAUUGUGGAAUUUUCUUCAGGGGAUGGUGGGAAAGGGUUUGGAAGGAUUAACAGAAAGCAUUACAUAAAGGCCCAGAACAAAGGAUUAUUAAUCUAACUACUGAUGAGGAAUGUCCAACCAAACAGGAGAGAUCAGUUCAGCCAAAGAGGCUGAAAUUAAUUAUCAUGUGUCUGAUUAUAGACAACAGGGCAGAUUUUUGCACGGUGUCAUUUGGUGGCCAAUCGGCUGCCUCUCUUCUCAAAUCACUGCUGCUGGGCUGUAAAUAUAAGAACUGGGGAAUUACAGUACGAGAUGUACAGUAGAAUUCUCUACUCAUAUGAUUCAACAUGGAUUCCUCCACUUGUAUUAUACUUUUUUCAUGUCUUGUCAGCCAAGUACUUAGUGCCCCUCUUCAGGACAUCUUGUCAGACAAUAAUAAUAAUGAACAGAAGGAUCUCUUUGGCCAGGGCGAUAUCUUCAGCAGGAUCACAAAAGCCAACCAAGGAAGCAGAAUGCGGCGGAUUUAUGGGGACAUCGCUGUUGGGGUCUCACGCAGCGCCAUCAGCUGCACAGAUUGCUUAUGGCAGAAAACAAACGGGACAGUGUAUGUGCCGUACACACUGGAUGAACAGUACAGUAAAGAUGAAGUCAACACAAUCACGUCAGCUAUGCAAGUGUACUCCACCUUGACCUGCGUGCAGUUCAUCCCUUACACGACUGAAGAUGAUUAUGUCUCUAUAACAUCUGCCGACGGCUGUUGGUCCUUCAUGGGCCGGCAAGGAGGUGGCCAAAUGGUGUCUGUACAGAAAGGUUACUGUACCUCCGAAGGAACGACCAUGCACGAACUCAACCAUGCCCUGGGCUUUGUCCAUGAACACUCCAGGAGCGACCGGGAUGACCAUGUUAACAUCAAGUAUCAGUACAUCUCACCAGGUGACAUUGUCAACUUUAACAAAAUGGAUACCAACAACCUUGGCACACCAUACGACUACCAAUCUGUCAUGCACUACCCACCGUGGGCUUUCAGUAACACAAGUGGAGAAAACACUAUCGUGGCCAAGCCUAAUCCCAAUGUAACAAUGGGACAGGGAAACUCAAUGACCAGCUUGGAUAUUAUUAAGAUAAAUCGACUUUAUAAAUGUGAUGUCUGUAGUUCUUUCCUCAAUGAUGCCAGUGGAACGAUCAACUCAACCAAUUAUCCAUCCACUUACCCCAAUAAUGUCAAUUGUGUGUGGGUCAUCCAGACGCCGUACGAUUUGGUAACCCUGAAGUUUGAUGCCUUUGAUCUCCAAUCUUCCCCAAACUGUACCUCUGACUACGUAAGAGUUUAUGAUGGGCGCAGCAGAAAUUCCCUACUACUGCUAGACAGAACUUGUGGGUCUGAACCUGUUCCUGCUCUGAUCGCCUCAUCGAGCCUGAUGCUAGUGGAGUUUGUCAGUGGCAAUAACAUAGAAGCAACUGGUUUCAAGGCCUCGUACAGUACAGUGAAAUGUGGCGGAACUUAUUUCACCCCAUCAAGGCGCAUCACUUCCCCUGGAUACCCCAACGCCUACCCUCCUAAUAGCAACUGUUCUUACAUCAUCACUGCUCCGCCUUCCCAUAAGGUCUCACUGAGCAUGACCAGCUUCUAUACAGAAUUUAGCUCCACAUGCAAAUAUGAUUACCUGUCUGUAUAUGAUGGGAAUUCCAGUAAGAAUCCCCUCCUGAACACAUUCUGCGGACCCCUCUUCUCUCUGUCGGCCACCUCCACUGGUCCCAACAUGUUCCUCAGGUUCAUCAGUGAUAAAUCGGUACAAGUGACCGGCUUUCUGCUGUCAUACAGUUUUGUUCCUGUAUCCUGAAAUUCAAGUCACAAAGCAGAUCCGAUUCCCCCUGGUGAUUCAUUUGUCAUUCAUAUUGAAUCCCAAACCUUGCAUUUAUUUCCCUAGCUGAUCAAGACACAUAGAAUUAUGAAUCGUGGUCAGAACAUCAUAUUUCUCUUUAGUAAAGGGAUACCAUCGUCUGAAAUAUGUAUUUCCUAAUAUUUCUGUUUUGUUUUUAUGGAUAUCUAAUGCGGUGGGGUUUUCCGUUACACUAUAAAUUCAGCUUGAUAACAUAAAAAUAUCCAGCAGUGAUGCAAAAAAGUAGAUCUCUCACAAAAUAGCAGUCCUGCCCUGCUUUAUGGCUGAGAUUCUAGCUAUCUUUAUAACAGAGCAUUCAGACCAGUGAACCAAAACAGAAUGCUCUGUUAUACAGAUAUCUAGAAUCUCAGUUGCCAUAAAGCAGGGCAGGACUGCUGCUUCCAAUGGGGAUCAGAUAGGAUCUGUGCAGCCACUGGGACAGAAUGUUCUGUUAUACAGAUAGCUAGAAUCUCAGCUGCCAUAAAGCAGGACAGGAGUGCUGCUUCCAAUGGGGAUCAGAUAGGAAGGAAUGCAUAUAAUUAUGCUAACAACGCAACUGUAAUUAUACCUUUUUUUAUUUAAGUAUAUCAGUAUUUUCCCCCCAAAUACACACAAAUAGUACAAAACUUUACACAUUGUUUGAAGGUAAUACACAGCCAUAAAUGUUAAAUAAUUAUUAAUAAAUGUUAAAGGUGUGAAUACAUUUUUAUUUUACAA